This is a messenger RNA of Olea europaea var. sylvestris, 483 nucleotides long. Its product is annotated as alanine--glyoxylate aminotransferase 2 homolog 3, mitochondrial-like. Lineage: Eukaryota; Viridiplantae; Streptophyta; Magnoliopsida; Lamiales; Oleaceae. Gene Ontology annotation, cellular component: mitochondrion. The annotation marks the transcript as partial. The record is from RefSeq and is a predicted model, not a curated record. Gene Ontology annotation, molecular function: pyridoxal phosphate binding; transaminase activity. The transcript has 3 exons.
UAUUCUUCACGAACUCUGGGACAGAAGCAAAUGAGUUAGCUGUUACGAUGGCGCGUUUAUACACAGGCUGUCACGAUAUUAUAUCUCUGAGAAAUGCGUACCACGGAAAUGAAGCUGGGACCAUGGCAGCCACUGCACUAUGUAACUGGAAAUUCAUUCUUGUACAGAGUGGAGUUCAUCAUGCCAUGAACCCGGAUCCAUACAGAGGAAUCUUUGGUUCAGAUGGUGAAAUGUAUGCAAAAGAUGUUCAAGAUCUAAUUCAAUUCGGAACUUGUGGCCAUGUUGCGGCUUUUAUAUCUGAAGCUAUACAGGGAGUUGCCGGGAUUGUUGAGUUAGCUCCAGGUUACUUGCCUGCAGUAUAUAGCAUCAUCAGAAAUGCAGGAGGCCUUUGUAUUGCUGAUGAGGUUCAGACUGGAUUUGCUUGUUGGGGAUUGAUUAAAAAUCGAAUGAAAAAGAAGGAAUAUCGAAUGCUCGAAAUUAUAU